AUGGCCAACUUACACUUCUCAUGGUCCGACAGCAUCCAGGCAGCAUUCUCCUCAUGUCUGUUCUGCUUCACAUCCUCUGACGACCAUCACGACCACGAACACGACCGGGAACAAGAACAAUAUGGUGCGCGCCAGCGAAACGGGCUGAACUUCGUUGUCCCGCCUCCGCGCGCCAGGCCGGACGAGCUCGAGGGCCUCCUUGCUGGUUCGGACUCACCAGAUGCGGAGACCCUCUCGCUGCACUCAAACAUCGGAGACGAGCGUCGGCGCAAAAAGCGCCGCAAACCGCGCAAGGGCAUCUCGCUAUUCGGGUAUAACCUGUUCGGUCGACCGCCCAUACACCUCGACUCGGAGGACGAAGACGUAGGGAGCCGGAGAUCGAGGACAAUAUCCACUUCUACACUUGACUCGGACGCUGCGCCUCUUGACGCGUCUGCGCUGGACGAACGGGCGAUCGCGCAACUCGCCGCGGCGACUGCGGCUGCUGAGGAGGAGCAGAGGAGGGCGAAGGAGGAGCGGCGGAGGCUGAGGCGCGAGAGGAAAGAUCUGAAGCGGAUGGCUAUGGCUAUGGCUAUGGGGAUGCAACCACAUAACGGCGAAGGAGAGUUUGAGGGGUUCCCAGGAAGCGGGCCUGCGCCCGGUGUUCAGUCUAUCGGGCCCGGUUCUGGCUCUGUUUCGACAGGCUCUCCUUUCGAGGAGGAGUUUGGGCCAUUCGCCCAGGGCGACGAUACAGUUGAGGAAGAUGCUGACUUUGGUGCGGAGACGUAUGUUCGACGAGCUCCCAACGGCACCUCUGCUGGUGGAAGCGCAUCAGACUCUCAGUCCCGGACAUCCGCCUCCUUGUCAAAUGCGGAUUCUUCGCGCUACAAUCAUUAUUAUCUCUCCCAGACGUCCCCUCUACCUUCACCCGCUCUCCCGUCUGGUGCAGACGCACAAGGCACACCCAAGAAAAAGAAGAGGUCGAGGGGAAAGUCCCUGUCGUCGAAGCAGUCGGACGAGCGCUCCCACUCGACAUCCUCUCUCCUCACGUCGCAGUCCCCCUCCCUUCCUUCGCCGCCGCCUACCCAGACUGCCUUCGAACAGUCUGCCACCACCAUUUCUCCGAUCGUAGAAUCCGACAGCCAAUUCGAGGGCUUCCCAGGGGGGACUCUGGACCUCGCGCGCGAGCAGGCGAUCGCCCAGGAGACUUCGAAGGACUCCGGCAGUUUCCGAGUGUUGGCUGCGUGGUAUCCAGGGACGAAGAGCGACAUGGGCGUAUUUUUGGCGAACCGUGGUCACGCGUGA
Messenger RNA from Fomitopsis serialis, 1284 nucleotides. RefSeq lists its product as uncharacterized. The record is from RefSeq and is a predicted model, not a curated record. Bases 1 to 1284 code for a protein of 427 amino acids. Lineage: Eukaryota; Fungi; Basidiomycota; Agaricomycetes; Polyporales; Fomitopsidaceae. The transcript is spliced from 2 exons.